This is a messenger RNA of Manduca sexta (tobacco hornworm), 2347 nucleotides long. RefSeq lists its product as uncharacterized. The record is from RefSeq and is a predicted model, not a curated record. Bases 563 to 2347 code for a protein of 594 amino acids. NCBI's taxonomy places the organism in Eukaryota, Metazoa, Arthropoda, Insecta, Lepidoptera, Sphingidae. The transcript has a single exon.
AAUGUAUUAACCCAUAAUUAAUUUAAAAGCCAUAACGAUGUCAUUUGUCCUAAUGGACUUACUAGCGUUCGCCCUCGAUUUACUCUAUUAAAGGAUCACGUAAAACAUAAUAUUGUAUAGGAAAGUGAUUUCAACCAUGAUAAUAUUUAUUUUCUAUUUUAUAUUUGUGCAAGAAUCUAAUUGUCGUAUAUGAGAAAGUUACAAUUUACGUCCGAUUUUCCAAUCAGAUUAAUUUAUUCGUAGGAUAAAGUCCAACUGAAUCAAAUAAAAAUUAUACUAAUAUGUAAUGUCAAUUCGUCUCACUUUUAUAUUCAGUUAGGUUAUUAUUAAUUUGAUGGAUAAAUUUUAUCGGACGUUUGAAAAUUUUUUCUUAAAAUAUUGACAUUAGGGUGGUGAAAACAAACAAACGAAACUUACUUUGUAGAUAGUUAUUUAUUGUGAUAUAAAUCAUCCCGAUAUUAAUGCAUUACGUGACGCCACUGCAUGACCUAACUUUUGAUUGCAGUUUGAUAUCACCAACAUAAGCAAAUGCUAUAACAUUUGCGCGAAUUUCAUCGCCAGCAUGUCGAUUAGUGAAAUAACUGCAACCAUGUCAACACACGGUGCUACGAAUUCCGUUCAAGGAUUAGCUGAAACCGCUGCUAAAAUAGCUUUACGUAAUUUUGAGUGGCGUUUUGUUACUUUUGUGUACUUCAAUACCACAUGGAUAUUCGGCGUCGAACAUUUUCUCAAUUCAUACACAAAGACUGUUAUUGUUGGCAAAGGCAGGUUUUACCCAACCUUCACCGAUAAAACUCGCCAAUUUGUUCUCUUCGCUGAUGAUGUUCAGAGCAUGGCUGCAACUCUUGACUGGCUUGAAUCUCACCUGUUCUACAACACCGGAAAGUUCAUAGUUGUAUGCCAAUCAUUAAAUCAACAAGAAUGUGAUGAAACACAGGCCAUGCAAACUUUCUGGGAUCAUAAGAUUGUUAACGUGGUUUUCCUCAAAGAAGAAAACGUUGCGGUUGGUUAUACAUAUUUUCCUAUGUACGACAGUAGUUGUAGCAAAACUGUUGCAGUGAAAGUAAAUAUCACAGAGCCUGAUAAUCUGUUUAUAAAAAAACUUACAAAUUUGAAUAAAUGUACAAUUAUCGGCUCUACUUUCCCACAGAUACCAUUCAUGGAUUUAAAAGACGGUAUACCAGCAGGAUCUGAUGGCAACUUAUUAAACGUACUCGGCGAAGGGCUGAACGCAACUAUUAAAAUAAUGACUCCGCGUUUUGGAAAUGGAUGGGGAAAGCUUGAAGCAAAUGGAUCGUGGUCCGGCUCACUAGCAGAUGUAUAUUACGACAUAGCCAACUUCUCUAUGACCUCAGCAGCACUGACCUUAGCAAGAUUUUCGUACUUCCAAAUGUCUACCGCGUACUAUUCAGCGAGAGUCGUAUGGGUCGCGCAUCCAGCUGUAUUAAAACCUGCAUCUCUAAAAUUAUUACAUCCAUUUCAACAGACAGCACAAAUAGCUAUUGGCCUUAGUUUCUUUCUGGUUGUUUUAUGUGCUUUACUUACAAAAACAAAUAUAUGGUCCAAGUUCAGUAACACAAUCAAAUUAACCAAACCGCGCAGCAGCAUUGUCUUCUACUCUUGGAUGAUCUGCAUGGGAUUGCCGUCGACUAAACUCCCAACAAAGCGUGCCUUCGUUUAUAUUUCCGUUUAUUGGAUGUGGUAUUGUUUCUUAAUGAGAACGUUUUACCAAGUGUGUCUCAUAAGCGCACUACAAGGUAAUUUUUAUUAUGAAGAAUUUAAUUCGAUUGAUGACGCGGUUGAAGCAAAUUAUCCCUUCGGAGGUGGUGGCGCUCUCAAAGAUUAUUAUAUUGGUGAAUCCGUUGUUCACGAUAAUUGGGUGGAUAUAGAAACGCCAGAUAUUCUUCCUAGAAUGUUAAACAUUUCUAAAGGAAUGAAAUUUGUUUUAGCAAUGAGUAUGGAAACAGCUAGAGUCAUUAAAAAAGAAAAAAGAUUGCCUUUACAUAUCUUACCGGUAAAGGUAGCAGUUAGUCCGACUGUCAUAUUUUUUAAGAAAUAUUCACCUUUAGAGGAUCCCGUCAGUCGCAUGUUGAGUCGAUUGACGGAAUCUGGAUUUUCUGAUAAAUUUUACAAAAAAUAUGCUGGGGCCAAACCACAUGAAAAUAUGAACGAAGCUAGCAAUGAACCAAUAGCUAUAGAACAUUAUACGGGCUGCUAUGCAGUAUUGCUGUUUGGAUGGAUAACAUCAACCGUAUUUUUCCUUAUGGAGCUUUAUUACGAAAAAAUAUGUAAAAAAAUCAACGGGUUACAAAUCAUGUCCCCACACAGUCAUAAACACGCCCUCUAA